Molecule: messenger RNA, 717 nt
Organism: Helianthus annuus (common sunflower)
Lineage: Eukaryota; Viridiplantae; Streptophyta; Magnoliopsida; Asterales; Asteraceae
Exons: 3
Coding region: 1-717 (238 amino acids)
Source: RefSeq, a predicted model, not a curated record
AUGGAAGCGAUUCACAUUCUACAAAGAUUAAUGGAAAAGUACAGGGAGAAGAAGUGGGAUCUACUUAUGAUGUUCAUUGACCUUGUAAAGGCGUAUGACAAAGAUACAAAGUCUUUCCUGGUGGAAGUAGGACUCCAUCAAGGGUCUGCAUUGGGUCCGUUUCUAGUUGCAGUUGUCUUGGAUGAGUUGUCCAAGUCGAUUCAAGAGACGUUUUGUGGUGCAUGGUUAGUUGCUGAAACUAGACAAAGCUUGAAUGCGAGGCUAGAGGAAUGUAGACCAACUUUAGAGGGCAAAGGUUUAAGGAUUAGUCGCUGUAAGGCUGAAUACAUUUAUUGUGAUUUCAACGGUGCGGGUGAAAACGAGAACACUCAAGUCACCUUUGAGGGUCAAGUGGUCCCACAAACAACUAAGUUCAAGAGGUUUCCAACAAAAUUAAGGGGGAACUUUUAUAGGGUCGCAGUUAGAUCUGCUAUGCUAUACGGGACAUAUUGUUGGGCCAUCAAGAAGACACAAGCGCCCAAGAUGGAGGUAGCAGAUAUGAAGAUGUUGAGGUGGAUGUGUGGUCACACGAGGUUAGACCGAAUAAGAAGUGAGGUUUUCAGGGAAUGUUUAGGAGUAUAUAAUAUACCAGACAAGUUAAAAGAGGAAAGAUUGAGAUGGUUUGGGCAUGUGAAGAGGAGGCAGUCAACAGAGCCAUUUAGGAUAGUGAAUCCAUGA